CAUGAGGCUGGAACCGUACCUGCUGCUGCUGAUCUGCUGGAGCUCCACUGGUGCUGAGGCUGGAGCUGAAUGGGAGGCAGACCCGAGUUUUUGGAAUGACCAGGCCAGAAGAACGCUGGAGGACGCUCUGAAACUGCAGCCUCGGGUCCACCGGGCCAAAAACAUCAUUCUGUUCGUCGGUGAUGGUAUGGGAGUGUCCACUGUGUCUGCAGCCCGAAUCCUGAGAGGACAGAUGGAGGGCCAGUCAGGGGAGGAGACAGUUCUGGCUAUGGAUACCUUCCCUUACCUCGCUCUGUCAAAGACCUACAGUGUGGACAAGCAGGUUGCGGACAGCGCCAGCACAGCCACGGCGUAUCACUGCGGGGUCAAAGCCAACUCCAAAACCGUGGGUGUGAGCGCGAACGCCGUGGCCUAUGAGUGCAACACCACCUUCGGGAACGAGGUCUACUCCGUCCUGCACCGCGCCAAGGCUCAAGGGAAGUCUGUGGGCAUAGUGACCAACACUCGCGUCCAGCACGCCUCUCCGGCCGCAGCGUAUGCCCACUCGGUGAGCCGUAGCUGGUACAGCGACGUGGAUCUACCCUCUGCUGCCCGCCGGCAGGGCUGCACCGAUAUCUCCACACAACUGGUCACCAACACAGACAUCGACGUCAUUCUCGGAGGUGGACGGAUGUAUAUGACGCCCAAAGGCACCCCGGAUCCAGAGUACCCGUCAUCAUCCUCACGAAAAGGAGACCGGAAGGACAAGAAGAACCUCAUUGAGGUCUGGCUGAAUGACCGCAAGGACAGGAACGCUCAGUACGUUUGGCACAAGGAGCAGUUCAACGCUGUGGACGUCAAAACCACAGACUGCCUGAUGGGUCUGUUUGAACCCAAGGACAUGAGAUAUGAGGUGUUCAGAAACCGCAGCCGUGACCCCUCCAUCGUGGAAAUGACCGAGAAGGCCAUUCAGAUCCUCAGCAAGAACCCAAAGGGCUUUUUCCUCUUUGUAGAAGGGGGGAGAAUUGAUCAUGGGCAUCAUGAUGGCAUCGCUAAACUGGCCCUGACGGAGACGGUGAUGUUUGACAGGGCGGUCCAGCGAGCAUCUGAACUGACCAAAGAAUCCGAGACCCUGACUGUGGUGACUGCGGAUCACUCACAUGUCUUUACAUUUGGUGGGAACACACCCCGGGGGAACCCCAUAUUUGGUUUGGCACCUAAAAAGGCUGAUGACAGACUCCCCUUCACCAGCAUCCUGUACGCUAACGGGCCGGGAUACGUACACGUGAACGGGACGAGGGCGAACGUCUCGGCGGUGGACUACUUUGAUGAGGAGUACAUGCAGCAGGCCGCCGUUCCAUUAGACGCCGAAACUCACGGAGGAGAGGACGUAGCCAUUUACGCAAAGGGCCCCAUGGCCCACCUGUUCCACGGAGUGAAGGAACAGCACUAUGUAGCUCACGCUCUGGCCUACGCAGCCUGUCUGGAACCGUACACGCACUGCCCCCCUGACCCCUUGCAGUCGGGGACUCACGGACACCCCCUCUCCACUCUGCUCAUAUCAGUAACCAGCCUGAUCUGCCUCGUCACCAGAUGACAGCGUCAGUAACAGUAAUCAGUGACACAUCAGUGACUGCAACUCAGGCCUGUUUUUAUAAGAAUCCAUGUUUCUCUGUUGUUGUUGCUUUUGGUUUUAUUUUAUGGAACACAUAUUGGGAGUUUAUUAAGGCCUUAUUCUAUUUUUAGUGAAAAAAUUAAACGUUUACUCACUGUACGUUAAGCUUUAUUCAUUAUGACUGUAUUAGUACAGUCGUAAGUUUUCUGAAUAAAUAACGACACCUUAAACCAUCAAUAUGUGUUCCUUAAAAAGUGUUACUUUGUUACACAAUUUGAAAAAACGAGCUGCUCUUUACUUUGUUUAUUUUCAUUUGACCAAUAGAAUAGGUCAGAGACUACAGACCAAUGGAAACGGACAGGCGACAAAUUAAAGGAAUUAAUGAGCAGAGGAACAUAAUCAAGUGUAGGUAUAUCUAGACAGGUGUUCUGCAUAACACAAUAAAGCAAUGAACAUCAUCCCAUGGAAAAUGGAAGCAUCUAGGAGGAUCAUCAGCUCAGCCAAGAAGCUGUAGAUCACACAAACUCACAGAGCAGGACUGCCAAGCGCUGAAGCAUUAAGUGUGUAAAAAUCACCUUUUU
Pygocentrus nattereri (red-bellied piranha) is the source of this 2175-nucleotide messenger RNA. It is a transcript of the gene alpi.1, whose product is annotated as alkaline phosphatase, intestinal, tandem duplicate 1. The transcript is spliced from 11 exons. Bases 2 to 1576 code for a protein of 524 amino acids. NCBI's taxonomy places the organism in Eukaryota, Metazoa, Chordata, Actinopteri, Characiformes, Serrasalmidae. Gene Ontology annotation, biological process: dephosphorylation. Gene Ontology annotation, molecular function: alkaline phosphatase activity. Gene Ontology annotation, cellular component: plasma membrane. The record is from RefSeq and is a predicted model, not a curated record.